This is a messenger RNA of Aptenodytes forsteri (emperor penguin), 927 nucleotides long. Its product is annotated as sulfotransferase family cytosolic 1B member 1-like. Gene Ontology annotation, molecular function: sulfotransferase activity. NCBI's taxonomy places the organism in Eukaryota, Metazoa, Chordata, Aves, Sphenisciformes, Spheniscidae. The record is from RefSeq and is a predicted model, not a curated record. Gene Ontology annotation, cellular component: cytoplasm. Gene Ontology annotation, biological process: sulfation.
AUGGCCGAUUCGGACACCUACCUGCGGCAGCCCUGGCGCAUGGUGCACAACAUCCCCAUGGUCAGCACCUUCGCCCACAACUGGGAGGGGGUUGACACCUUCCAGAGCCGCCCUGAGGACAUUGUGGUGGUCACCUUCCCCAAAUCCAGCACCACCUGGGUCAGCAAGAUCAUGGACAUGAUCCUGAGUGGGCACCCCGAAAAAUGCAAACGGGAUGCCAUCGUCAACUGGUUGCCCAUGCUGGAGCUCUCCGCCUCUGGGAUGAUGCCGGCAGGCAUGGAGCAGCUGGAGGCCAUGGCAUCCACUCGCAUCAUCAAGACCCACAUCCUAGCUCACAUCUUGCCCAAAUCUUUCUGGGAAAACCGCUUCAAGCUGUGCGCAGAUGAUCUACAUGGGGCACAAUGUGCCGUCUCCUUCUACCACUUUGACCUGAUGAACAAGUUCCAGCCGCAUCCCGGGACGUGGGCCCAAUACCUGGAGGAGUUCAUGGCUGGCAGAGUGGCAUAUGGCUCCUGGUAUGACCAUGUCAAGGACUACUGGGAGCGGAGGAAAGAUCACCCCAUCCUCUACCUCUUCUACGAGGACUUGAAGGAGGUGAGGGACUGGGGUAGAUGGUGGUGUGGGGUCUGGGAUGAUCUACGGGGCACAACGUGCCGUCUCCUUCUACCACUUUGACCUGAUGAACAAGUUCCAGCCGCAUAUCGGGACGUGGGCCCAAUACCUGGAGGAGUUCAUGGCUGGCACACCACCACCAACUACAGCAUGGUGCCCUCCCACCUCAUGGACCAGGGCAUCUCCCCCUUCAUGCGCAAAGGCACCGCUGGAGACUGGAAGAACCACUUCACUGUGGCCCAGAGCGAGCGCUUUGACCAGGACUAUGCACAGAAGAUGUCGGGCACUGACCUGCGCUUCCGCACCCAGAUCUGA